AUAAACAAUGAAUUUAUUUGGAACCAAUUCUCAUGUAUUUAGUUCCUCAAAUAAUCCUUUAAAACUGUCACUGAUAUUGGGGGAAUCGAUUACCCGCAUUAAGCGACUUAUUGCUAUAUAUUAGUUGUGAUGCCAUCGUUUUUGAUUAUUUUUUUUACCAUUUGCAUUCAAAUGUUAACAUUUCACUAUUAUUAUCUAUAUGAGCCACAGUUUGGCCACCCCUGAUCUAUAUAUAGUCCAUAUAAUUGAAUUAAAACCAAAGAGAGUAUUAUUAUAAUUUAAAGUAAACAAGAUGAUCUUAAUAAUGCAUUGAAGGUUUGAUAUAUAGUUAAUGCAGAUUGUCAUUGAUUGCUAAUAUGUAUCUAAUUGUGAAGGAAAUAUAACAAAUAAAGUUAUUGUGUUUGGCAAUAUUCGAAAUGGGUAAAAAUACUGGGUAAUCAUUAACAUUACUGACUGUUAGUAAAUUAUGUUUAACGAUCCAUUAAGUUAUUUUGUACGUUUCCUAGACUGUUUUUAAUGUAAUAAAUAAUAUUUUAAAUAGAAGUCAUCCAAAGAAAAUUACGAAAUACAAUAUAUACAGAUCGAUAUACCGAUUCAAGAAGAAGACAAGGAAGUCAGAAAACUAAUUUAUCAUCAAUUUAAUAUCGUAAUAACUUGUUGUGUAUACAGAGUAUUAAAUAAAUGUAUUCAUCGUUGGGACGUGAGUGCUGAUAGUAGUACGAUGAAGGUGACGACGUCGAUGUCUGAAGAUAAUUUGAACUUUAUUACGGUAAUCGUAAAGUUUUCUAAUUGUUGUGGUUUCAUUCCGCGUUGCAAUUACAUCAAGAAGCCAAGACUUCUUUUAUUAUAUCGUGCAUUAUCUGCCCUGAUGAUCUUCAUUGUGGUUUCGAUAAACGUUUACUUCUACGUAUGUAGGCAGGACGAGUUCUACGGUGCCACAAUUCUCAACACGUUCGUUUUCGUGAAAGGAUUCUUCAUAAGCGCAUCAUUGUUAAAUGGAUACACAACUGCCAUCAUAAGGAAUACAGAGGACUAUAAAAGGUUCAUGCAUUUGACUAUAGAAUGUUGUAAGCUACAUGGAAAACACAAUUACAGACAAUUCUCAGUCAUAUUCUGGAUUGUUUCCUUCAAUGUCUACUUAAUCGGAGUGAAUGCAUACAACAUUUAUUUAUGGAAAUACAACGUUGGUUUGGAUAAGACGAAGUAUCUAAUAUUUCAAGGCGUGCAAGGAUAUCUUUUUUACAUGAUUUCUAUGUACCUCUUCUCUUACAUAAUCUUUAUAAAGCGCACUCUGACUGCUGCUCGGAAAAUGCUGCAAUAUUGGAUGCCGCAACAAAGCCUGAAGAGGUUGAAGGAGAUCAUAUUCUCUUUCAGCACUAUUUGCGAUCUAAUGGAUGGCUUCAAUGACAUAUUUGGCAUCCAGCUAUUCCUUACCUUGAUCCUAUUACUAUACGACAUUAUCUUAACUAUAAACAUUAUAAUCGUAUCGGAUUUCAAGGAGAACCAUCCGAAUCUCUUUGUAGUCCAGAUAUUUUGGACCUUUACGUUGAUCAUUCCCGGAAUAUUGGCUGCUACCUUUUGUGAACAGAUGAAGUACGAAAUUCGUAACGUGAAAACGAUCUGCACCAAAGCUGCUUCAAUGUACGAUAAGGAAAUUCGCGAUCAGUUUACUGCGCUCCUGGAUACGCUUAACAAUAGAACGUCGAAUAUUUCAGCUGGUGGAUUCUUCUGUAUUGAUCACAACUUACUCUUCACUCACGUUAAUAUUCUGCUGACUUAUUUAAUAGUUGCUGUACAAUUUUCUUCCUCUAAAACAUAAUUGCAAAGCUUCAGAUUCUUGUAAUUAUUUUACA
This is a messenger RNA of Nicrophorus vespilloides, 1853 nucleotides long. RefSeq lists its product as uncharacterized. The record is from RefSeq and is a predicted model, not a curated record. Gene Ontology annotation, cellular component: membrane; neuronal cell body; dendrite. Gene Ontology annotation, biological process: sensory perception of taste. NCBI's taxonomy places the organism in Eukaryota, Metazoa, Arthropoda, Insecta, Coleoptera, Silphidae. The coding region runs from base 722 to 1819 and encodes 365 amino acids. The transcript is spliced from 2 exons.